Molecule: messenger RNA, 450 nt
Organism: Ipomoea nil (Japanese morning glory)
Lineage: Eukaryota; Viridiplantae; Streptophyta; Magnoliopsida; Solanales; Convolvulaceae
Exons: 2
Coding region: 1-450 (149 amino acids)
Source: RefSeq, a predicted model, not a curated record
AUGGGGAAUGAUGCAACUCUGGUUACUGCUCUGUUGGGCCGCCUGGCAACUGCUUCGGGACCUUGGAACACCAGGCUUCUUCUCUCACAGCGUCGCUAUAUGACUGAUCUCCUAGGGCGGUCUGGAAUGGCUGAAUUAUCUGACUAUCACUCGCUGGAUCUUGCGUAUGCUGUCAACCGCCUAUGUCAGUUCAUGCACUCGGUAACUACUGAAACACUGGGUCUUGUUAAAAGAGUAUUGCGCUACAUCAAGGGGACUCUUGACUACGGGUUAUGGCUAUCACCGUCGUCCUCUACUAGCAUUCAUGCAUACUCGGAUUCCGACUGGGCUGGGUUCCCCAUUGAUCGAAAGAGUACAAGUGGGUUUGCUGUGUACCUAGGGACUAAUCUCAUCCUGGCUCUCCAAGAAACAACGUACCGUUGCACGCUCAUCCACAGAGGCGGAGUAUAA